UUCACUCACUCACUCACUCUUUCUUUCUUUGUUAAAAAUUUUCGAAGUGCUGCAGAAACGGCGCGCGAUUCUUAUUUUUUUGUGCUGAUUUAAGCUGAAAAUGGUUUUUGCAGCGUGCUUCAUCACAGAAAUGCUAUACAAUUAGUUGAAUGAAAAUGGCUGCGGGUGCUAAUUGUUAUAAAGUGGAGAUCCUCCACUAUAUUAAUCCACAUUUGCUGUGGGUAGAAGUCGAAAACACGAAGUCUGAAGAUUUUAUUUUCGAGCAGAUUGGUGUUUAUGGUUUAACUCCUCAGGAAGUAACGAUAAGUGAGACAACAUUUAAUGUAGAGACGCGGGAAUGUGAGCAGUGGACUCCAGCGUCUUACCUUGUCAUGAGGGAAGUGUUUUCUGAUGCUCAAGAAAUAUGGUUUAGUCCAGUCCAUAUUGAUAGGAGGAACUCCAUCUUUGAUGACAACAUUCACAAGUACGGAGAAAUAAUAGUAAAAAAAAAGAAUGGAAAGCACAAAAGUCUGCAGCAACAACUGAUAAAAUCUGGUUUUGCUAUGUACGACACGGCCCUCUUUCAUCAGCAACUGAGUGCUGGCAAAUUGAAAACCAAAUUGAAUUCACAUCAAAAACGCGAUGUAAUCAAACAAUUAGAGAAACCAAAUGACAAGCCGAAAAAAGAAUGGGAGAAGGCAUUCAAGAAGAAAACAAGUAUCUAUCACAAAUCACAGAACUUAGAAUCAAUGUUGACGGUGGACAAUUUACGUCAACAUGAAAACAUCCAAGUAUUAUUGAGGAAUAAGCUGAAAGAUUUUGAAAGAUGUAAAGAUAUUGAUGAAGAGUCUAUGGGAAGAGCUGUUAGAAGGCAUACUUCUAAAUUCAAAGACGCAGAAGUACCAAUGCCAUCUAGCAAGAAAAAAUUGGAACUUCUUAAAACCAAAGCACAAGUGUCACCUUCAAACACUGAAAAGAUGCUACUGGCCACAAAGAAAUUUUUGGAACAAAAUGCUAUUGCAAGGAAAGCUCCAAGUGAAAGCUCAGAAAUCCAAGAGCCCGUUCACAUUGAAGAGGAAAAAAACAACAUAGCACCUAAAACCUCUAGUACAGAGAAUAAAUCUCAUUUUGGAAAUAAAUCAUCUAUAAUAAAGAAAUUGAUGGAAAAGAAAAGCAAUACUGAUGUUGAUAACACUGACUAUAGAGAGUCUGUCAUGCUUGAUAAUAAGAACAGAUUAGUGGAAGACUACACAGUAGCGUAUGAUGCAUUGCCCACUUCUGGGAGACCACCAAAAUUGAAGAAAAAGAGCAAGUCCCGGAAAAUUCCAGAAUUUGACGUUAAUAAUGAAAAGCGCAUCGCAUUCGGGCCUCCAGGUUUGGAUCGCCACAAACUAACCUUUAAAGUAGUUCCUAAGUCUGUAGUUGAUGAUGAUGACAAUUUAGAAAUUAAAGGCGUAGACAAUAUCGAAGUAUUGGAAACCCCGCCGUGUAAUGAUGUUUUCGGAGGUGUAGAUUCAGAGAUCAAUGUAGCAAUAACCAAUAAAGAUGGUCUUAUAAAAUGUCUCGAAGGUAUAACAUUUGUAGACAAGAAUAAUUUUUCUAAUAUUAAUAAUGACGUUGAAACCGAUCUCGUUCCCCAGAGACAUGAAGAAAAAUACCAUGAACAAGUAAAUUUUGAUAAUAACAUAGUUAACGAUAAUAUAUCGCAAACAGAUUCGUCCGUUGAGUCGAAAACUAUACUUCGUUCAAAAAUUUUGCUAAAGAAGUUGAAUUUGCACAUGGUAACAUCAAAAACUAGUGGCGAUUCGUUAUCUUCAUCGGAUAUUGCUAAAGAUUCCUCCACAAGCAUGGAAGAUUCGAAAGAAAACACUGUAGAUUCCGAUGACGAUAUUGAAGAUGUAUUAAAAAAGCUAAAUUUAGAAUAUCACGCUAACACAAGUCCCAAAAUAGUAUUGCCCAAAGAAGAUAUUAAAUUAACUCAUGUAGACAUUAAGAACAAUGUAAAUCCUUUUAAAAAUGUAGAUACAGUUUUCGUUGAUAAAUUGGUAACCCCAGUUUUAAUGGUUCACACGAAGACAAAUAAUCGCAUACAGCCGUGUAUGGAUUUGCGCGACGUACAUUUCAAUACUAAUAUACAUAUAGCUCUGACUAAUAUGUCAGUAAAACAACCUAAGAUGAUUCAAAGUGUUUCUUGGAAUACUAUUCUUAGAGGUUACAGUCUUUUUAUGAUAAGUCCUUUAGAUAGUGGUAAAACUAUGGGUUAUUUGCCUGCUGUGUGCCGCUUAGUGACUGAUUUUAAGUCUGAUUCUCUUGAUAAAGGCCCUAGUUGUAUUAUAGUAUGUGCCACAGCAAAAGCUGCAUCAGAAGUGGAGAGACUUAGCAAAAUGUUUUUAGGCUUGAAAGAAAAAGUUUUGACAUGCUACACGGGCAUGGAUGAACUACACAUAACCACAUCUUUGCUGAAUGGAUGUGAUUUACUUAUUUGUACACCUUCUAUACUGGUUCGAUUGAUGCAAUUGACAGAUUUCGGUGUCGACUUGCGUAGACUAGCAACUUUCGUUUUAGACGACUGCGAGAGGUUAUCAGAAGUUUACAUCAAUGAGGUCAAAUUCUUCUUGAUUAAAAUAAAAGAAAUGCUUAAAACGAGAGCUAAUAGGGAACUGAAAGUUCAGAUUGUUGCAGCGUCUAGGAUCUGGUGUGAUUUUAUGGGUCCGCUAGCGAAAAAGGCGCCAAAUUCCGUUGUUUGCAUUGGUGCUUUCCAAGAAUGCGUGCUAUAUUCUAAAGCUAACACAACAGUCAAUUUUGUCAAAAAUGAAAAUAAAAUAAACACAGUAAUGGAGUUUUUGAAACGUGUAGAUGGUAGUAAAAGAACUGUUAUAGUUUGUCGUGACGAUAAAGAAGUGGAUGUAUUAGAGAAAUGUCUUCUAAAACAGGGUAAAGUUGUUUUUGCUUGUAAUAACACGAUGACGGUACAAGAUUUAUAUGUUCAUAGCAAAAAUUGGGCAGAAUAUCAAGAGCCUUUGUUGGGUCCUGUUCUUGUUUGUUGUGAUAGUAAUUUGAUACAUUUAAACGUAACUAAUGCACACUAUCUCGUACAUUUUUCGCUACCACAACUUUUCUCUAUGUUUUGCAAAAGGUUUGCCGUUUUGAACGAUAAUUAUGCAUCAAUUUUCAAAGUGGACGAUGUAGGCGGGUCAAAUGUUAAAAUUCAAGUGUUGCUUGAAGACAGUAAUAUUGAGCAGCUACCGAAAAUAGUUAAUUUCAUCAAAAGAUGCACGGACGAUUUUCCACCAUUUUUGAAUGAUGUAUGCAACAAGAUUUUGGCUGAAAAGGACGAAAUAAAGGCUAAGAAUUGGGUUCCAGUCUGUGAUACUCUACUUGCUUUAGGUGAGUGUCCAGAUUUUUGGAACUGUCAAGAGCGACAUGCUAUAUUGAAACAAUACGAUGAGCCCAAAGUCUGGAUACCUAAAACAGGAAUAGUGACAUUUAAAAUACUACAUUAUCACUCUGCAGUUUUGUACUCAGCAAGAUUGUUGUCCAACAUUAUCAACGGUGUAGCCAUAAAAUACCCACAAACUUACAGCACGUUAUCAUUGAAAAUGGGCAUGUAUUACAGCAAAGAAUCGAACAAAAAACUGCACGGCAUCCCGAAAGUUGGCGACGUUUGCGCCGUUUCAGUAAAGUUGAAUUUCUUCGCGCGAUGCCAAGUAAUGAAGAUUUUAAACUACUACAAAAAUGGCAACCCUAAUUAUGUUCUGAUCAAAUUGAUAGACGAAGAGAAAUUUGAGCGCUGUAGCGAUGUAUACUUAUAUUAUUUGCCUGAUGAGUUGAAGAAUAUUGAAACGCACAUUGUUCGCGUUCUUCUUGCGAAUAUAAAGCCUAAAGACAAGGAUAUAACCUUUUCAGAUCUGGCUACAAGUCAAUUGAAAAAGAUAACCGAUAAACAAGACUUGUAUUUGAGGGGGACAGUUUCUCUAGCUAUCGGUAACUGUGUAUUAGUCGAUACAUUAGAAGCCUGUCAAGACCUCACUUCACUGAAUGAAACUGUAGUCAAUGAAAACUUCAGAAAUAUACUCUUAGAUAUACACGCGGUUCAAAAUCCAGAACAUAUACCAACACUUCAGAAGUUGUGUCGAGAAGGUAAAUUAGUAGUUGAUGAUGAUAAAAAAAAUAUUGAAGCAACUAAAUCUGUAAAAGAAAAGAUGAAACCUAAUUGGGCACAUCUAGCGCCAGAUAAUAUUCAAUCAGUGUUUUUCACAAGCGCCGAAACGCCAGACACAUUUUUCGUCAGACUGGUCAAAUUCGAAAGUUGUAUGAACAUUUUACUGAAAGAUAUUGACAAAUACGUAAAUGAAAAUCAAGAACCGUUGACGGAGGUUAAAAAUGGCGAUUUCGUUUUAGCUAAAUUCCCAGACGAUGGUGUGUAUGAAAGAGCGAGAAUUGAUGAAGUUUACGAAGGAAAGGUUAAAUGUUUCUUUGUUGACCAAGGUGACUGGAGAGACAUUUUGUCUAAAGAUCUACUUGAGAUUCCUGAAAAAUUCUUGUCUCAAAUGCCGUGUCAGGCUAUAGAAUGUCGUUUAGCCGGUGUGUUACCUGCUGGUGAGAGCUGGACUGAAUUUGGUACAAACUGGUUUGUUGAUACGUGCUUAGAAGAUUCCGACGGCAACAUGAAGCAAUUAUACAUUAAAUAUUUUACUAAAGAAAUCGCGACACACACAGAAGGUCAUAAAUACGGCGUAUAUCUGAUAGACACGUAUGGCGCUGAAGAUGUUGUGAUAAAUAAAUUGAUGAUUGAUAAAAAUUUAGCCCAGGUAAAUGUCGAAGAAGCGAAUUAUUUUGAAGAACUUGUUUCAAGUAAAACGGAAACAACCGAAGUUGUUAGUCACACAAAUGAAGAUGAAGUUUUAAGUAACAUAAAUGAAGAAGAAUGGGAGAAUAUAUCGAAUUCUGCGCUUCAAGAAGUAGAAGACGUGUCUGUUCUACCUCUUGAUAGCACUUUUCUUAAAAAGCCUAUCAGGUCUAUACCUUUAGUUCCAGAGGAUGAUGAUGAUGAUGAUUUUGACAAGUGGGACUUUUAUGGUUCGCCAGAAUUUUUAGAAAUGUUUAAUGGUUUGUUACCAACCUCAGCGGGCAACCGGGCAAAAGUUUCUGAAAUUAUAGAAGAAGAAAAAAAUAAAGUCCAAGAAAAUGCUGCAUCUAUGUCUAAAUCCGACAACGCAUUUACAAAAGAAAAUGAAAAUGACUCCUUAAAAGAAAAUAUAGAUAUUAAAGUUGACUCUACAAAACAAAGUAAAAAAGAAAUAGAAUUAUCAAAAGAAAAUGUUACACAGUCUGAUGUAGACCCAGUAGAAAAAAAUACAAAGGACUCCAAAGAAAAAAAUGUUAAUACCAUUAAAGAAAUAGCGACAACUGAAAAUAACGAAGAAAAACUAGUUACAAACAAAAUGAAUGCGGACAUUCUAGAUUCUGAUGAUUUAUCGUCCGCUGAUAGCGCUCUCUCUGCCAGAGUUGAAGUAAAUAAUGAAAUCAAAACGGCAAACUUGAAAGAUGAAUUGCGGAAACCGAAAUUAAUAUGGCGUCAACAUUAUUCCUCUGUGAUUAUUAAAAUUCAAUUGAUAGUUGAGACUUACGAUUUGGUAAUAGGAGACAGAUCGAUGAAAUUCGAAGCCUUUGCUAAUGAUACCAAAUACGGAUUUUAUUUUGAAUUGUACGGUGUUAUAGAUAAUAACAGUUAUUACCAUACAAAUAAAGGACAAUAUAUUUUAGUGAAUUUGACUAAGGCGCUAAAUAAAAGAUGGCUGAAUUUAACUAGGGAUGUAAGUCUUAAGAAGUGGAUUGUCUAUGAUGUAGACUCCAUAGACACUUCCUCGGACGAGGAAGCCGUAGACAAGGAAACUAUAGAGAAAGUUUUGAAAAAUAUGCAUGAUUCCGAAUCAGAUUCAGAUGACGAUUUUGUGGAUGACUCUAAAUUUUAAAACGUUUUAGCUUCGCGGAAACGCCCUUUGUUUUAAAUUACCAGUCUAUAAAAUUAAUCUAUGAAUAGUGGUUUUAUUUAGAUAGGUAUAUAUUUUCAGAUAAAAAAUAUCGAAAUAUAUUUUUGAUGUUUUACUAUUGAAUAAAUUCUUAUAUUAAUAUUAUUUAAGUGUGGAUAUUUUUAACGGCCUUGCCAUGCAUUUAUGCCAAAAUAUUGACUGAAAUUAAACGGCUCGAAUUUUUAUACAUAUCUGUGUACAAAGUAGGUACUUACUUGUUACUUACUUCAGUACUUAAAGUAGGUACACACUAUUAAUUGAUAUUUUUAGUCCGUAUUUACGACACUUCAUUUUUCUCAUAGUUUUUUUUAGUAUUUUAUCAUAUUUCAUGUUUUUGGCUUUCAAAUUAUCUAUUUUAUGUUAUAGCAAAUAAUACAACUUAUAUAUUGAUAUUAGAGUUGUAAUUCCAUUAACACCACACCACAGAUUUUAACUCUUCGCAGACGGCUCUGUAACUCAUAGCUAUAUAAAUAAAUUCACAACACUCAACGGCCAACCGUAAGCUUGUGCCGUGGGUCCUAUUGUACACAAAAUAUAUUGCAGCAGCGAUCAAAUAUAGAAAGACUAGCUUUUGCCAGCGGCUUCGCCCGCGUAUAUUUCUCACAGGAACAGUUAUUUUCCAGGAUGAAAUGUACCCUAUGUCCUUCUCCAUAUUUCAUUCUAUGUAUGCAAAAUUUCAAGAAGUUUGGUUGAGUACAUAGAGCGUGAAGAGGUAAUACAAACUUACUAUCGUAAUUAUUACGAGUAUAAUAUUACCUAAGUAGUUGGGAUUGGGAUAUCAACAAGGAGUGUAGAGUGCAAAGUGGACAAGAAAAAGUAGCAAAGCGAUUUUCGGAUGACCGGCGUUUUUCGGAUGACGGAGCAACCAUAUCAUCCUUGACUACAUCAAGCCAGCACUUCUUGUGUUUGCCUUCUGGCCGGGCCGGGCGGGAGCGGCAUGGCCAGACAUUUGUUACCUACGUAAUUUGCUGGUUUAUGGAAAACGUGGCCGUACCAGCGCUGGCGGUACUGGAAUUUACAAUGUAAUCUUUCGUUUCGCUUAUCGCGAAUUAGAAAUAUAGAAGAAGAAACGGGACAGAGCGCUAUCUUUUGUCCCUUAUUAGUGUACCGUUUAACAGUGCCUAUCUUGCCUCUUUGUAGUUCUAUAAGUAAUAAUAUUUCCCAUUCGGCUACGCUGGCACAUUCUGUUUAGUUUUCUUCGUCUAUGGGCCAUACAAAGUAACAUUUACAUUUAUAACUAAUAUAACAUGACACUUCUUAACAAAUAUCUACGAUUCAAAUGUCGGUCUCCGUUGCCUAAUGGUCAUCAUGCCGGACUGCUACACUGGAGGUCACGGGUUCGAUUCCCAAUCAGGUCAAUAUGGAAAAUGGUAUUUUUCACAAUGUUCUGGUUCUUGGAUGUUUACCUAUAUAUGUAUAGGUAAUAUAAUAUAGUAUCGUUGAGUUAGUAUUCCAUAACACAAAUCUCGAACUUACUUUGGGGCUAGCUCAAUCUGUGUGAUUUGUCCCUCCUUAUUUUUAAAUGUGUUAUUAUUUUGAUUUUAGUCUAGGCGCCUAAAGGCAUCUAACAGUACUUACGCCAUGUAAAGGCAAUAGAUAUCAGACUUUAAAGCUUUAUUUGUUGUUAUUAUUUCUAAAUGUUAGGUUAAGUAGGAAGUAUUAGUAUGAAGACACUAAAGGUCGGUUAAAUUAGGCUGCGGUAACCACUCGCUAUUAGCAGUUUGGAAGUCGGCAGUAGAAAUAGUUUUAAGUAAAAAAAAAUGUUAGUGUACAAUCUGUGAAGAAAGUGAAGAAAAUAAAUAAGGGAGCUCGCCUGGCAACACUGGGUUUAUUAGCCAAUCUUAACCGUUCUAUUUGGUGUUGCCAUUACAAAUAAUUUUAGUUCGUUAAAAAUCAGUUUUCGCUUUCUUGACAGGCUACUGUAUAUCGUUUGUUUAAUAAACACUUUUGAGUUUGAGUCGAGGCAUUUUUUCAGAAAUUAGACCUUCACAGGCACUGCUUCGCGCCAUAUUUUAUUCGUGGCUUUAUAUAUAUAUAUAUAUAUAUAUAUGAAGUCAUAUUUUAAGUGUAGUUUUUAAGAUUUUUAGUUUAUAAAUUUUAAAUGGUGCAUAAAGUUUUUGAUGGUCCAUGUGUGAAGAAUAUGACCAUAGGAAUCGACUAAAUGAAGCUAAGAGUGCUGUAUAGUCUAUACGUCAAUUAUAUGACCGCAACUUCUUUCGCGGGUAAAAAUCCGGCACGUACUAUUGUUAGUGCUGCCCUAAGCAAGGUUAUGUAGGUUACAUACCAAAUUUGUGCUCUCUGUGGCCAGUUAUUUUAAGUUCAAUUUAUUAAAAAAUUUGACCUUCACAGGCACUUUUUGUCCAUCAUUCAAAUGACACUUUUUCGCGUCAAAUGUCUGUCAGUCAGCUUACAAUAUUCCUAUAUAAGUGGUAAAAUUGUGCACCAUUGUUUUCUCUCUAUUAAAAUCUCAAUGGAUUUACUGGAAGAAAUUUCAUAUGAAAUAAGAAAAACAUUUGUACUUACUUUUCUAUAUACUGUCUCCCUUUCGGUUUCUUCAAAAAAGGCUGGACAUCAUUAUACAAUGUUUGCAUGCAAUGCAAAACAGUUUUGACGUGAAAUAAGGGCAAACAAACGCUCUUUCACAUUAAUAAUAUUAGUACGGAUUAGAACUUCUAUUCUCUUAUUAUUCCUAUCUUUAUGGUUAUAGCCAUAGAGUUUAUUACUUAUUUUUUUAAACUUUGAACAUAUAAUUACAUAAAUUAAAUCAUCCCGAAUUAUUUCGGAUAAAAAGUCGGAUACUGUGAGCGUAGUGUGCAGAAAUGCAUUCACCACCACAACUUCACACCGCAAAUACUCCUGAAACGUCAGUAAUAUUAAAUAAAAAAUGUUCGUGCUAACACCCUUUUAUAUAAUUUAUGUAGUUAUAUUUACUACUUGUCUCCGUGUUUAUACACUGUUGGGUCUGACGCAAAAUGAGAACUACGCAAAAAAAGCGCCAGUCUCAAAUUGUGAACCUGUUAACCGUAAGGAUUUACUAUGUAUUCAACUUCUUACAAAAUUGUUAUAUUUGGAUGUUUAUGAAAACAUGUCGUGAAUAAAAAUAUGUGUCCAAUAAAAAAGUAUUGUAUA
Plodia interpunctella (Indianmeal moth) is the source of this 9140-nucleotide messenger RNA. It is a transcript of the gene TDRD12, whose product is annotated as putative ATP-dependent RNA helicase TDRD12. NCBI's taxonomy places the organism in Eukaryota, Metazoa, Arthropoda, Insecta, Lepidoptera, Pyralidae. The transcript is spliced from 3 exons. Gene Ontology annotation, biological process: germ-line stem cell division. The coding region runs from base 150 to 5954 and encodes 1934 amino acids. Gene Ontology annotation, molecular function: ATP binding; nucleic acid binding. The record is from RefSeq and is a predicted model, not a curated record.